This is a messenger RNA of Dryobates pubescens (Downy woodpecker), 2593 nucleotides long. It is a transcript of the gene ARHGAP1, whose product is annotated as Rho GTPase activating protein 1. Gene Ontology annotation, biological process: small GTPase-mediated signal transduction; negative regulation of endocytic recycling. Gene Ontology annotation, cellular component: cytoplasm. The record is from RefSeq and is a predicted model, not a curated record. Gene Ontology annotation, molecular function: GTPase activator activity. Lineage: Eukaryota; Metazoa; Chordata; Aves; Piciformes; Picidae. The coding region runs from base 150 to 1493 and encodes 447 amino acids. The transcript is spliced from 14 exons.
GGGGCGGUGCUCCCCCGGCGGGGCCGUGCUUCCGGCCGGCGGCGGAUGCCGAGGGGCGGCUGACAGGCGGGCGGGCCAGGUGGUGGCAGGAGUAGCGGCGGCAGUUCUCCUUCUAGGCACUACAGAAUAAACUGCAGUAUCUGGGGACCAUGGCUACAGACCCACUCUCAGAGCUUCAGGACGACCUGAACUUGGAUGAUACCAACCAGUCCAUCAGCCAGCUCAAACUGGCCUCCAUAGAUGACAAGAGCUGGCCAGCAGAUGAAGCCCCUGCUUUUUCCAGAUCGGAGGACUGCAAAGGCUCCCCUGAGCUGGUCACUCACCUGCAGUGGGAUGAUCCCUACUAUGAUAUCGCCAGGCAUCACAUCGUGGAAGUGGCAGACCAGGGUGCACUUGAUGGGGCUCAACCAGGUGAUGACAAAUAUGGAAGGAAAGUGAUCUUGUUCAGUGCCUGCCGGAUGCCCCCUAGCCAUCAGCUGGAUCACGUCAAACUGCUGGGGUACCUGAAAUUCACACUGGACCAGUAUGUGGAGAGUGAUUACACACUGGUGUACCUGCACCACGGCCUCACCAGUGAGAACAAACCAUCCCUGAGCUGGCUGCGGGACGCCUACAGGGAGUUCGAUCGCAAGUACAAGAAGAACAUCAAAGCCUUAUAUAUUGUGCACCCAACUAUGUUCAUCAAGACCCUGCUGAUUCUUUUCAAGCCUCUGAUCAGCUUUAAGUUUGGACGGAAGAUCUUUUAUGUGAACUUCCUUAGUGAGCUGGAGGAGUAUGUGAAGCUCGAACAGCUGGGGAUCCCAAGUCAAGUGCUGAAGUAUGAUGAAUAUCUGAGAUCCCUCCAGAAACCUUCACAAGUGCCCCAGAAGCCAACACCCCCACGCCCACCACUGCCAAACCAGCAGUUUGGAGUCUCGCUCCAGCACCUCAGGGAGAGGAGCCCUGAUCAGUCUCCUGUGCCCCUGGUGAUCAGAGACACCAUCGCUCACUUGCAGCAGCACGCUCUUACCACGGAGGGGAUUUUCAGGAGAUCAGCCAAUACACAGGUUGUCAGGGAGGUGCAGCAGAAAUACAACACAGGUGUGCCUGUAGAUUUCCAGCAGUAUGAAGAUGUCCACCUCCCUGCUGUGAUUCUCAAGACCUUCCUGAGAGAGCUACCUGAGCCUCUUCUCACUUUUGACCUCUACAGCCAUGUUGUCAGCUUCCAGGACGUGGAGGAGGUGAAUCGCGUGGACGUUGUCCGCAAAGCACUCCAGGCUCUGCCGGAAGAAAACUACCAAGUGCUCCAUUUACUGACAGCCUUUCUGGUGCAGGUAUCUGCUCACAGUGACAGAAACAAGAUGACAAACACCAACCUGGCAGUUGUGUUUGGCCCAAAUCUGCUGUGGGCCAAAGAUGUGGCCAUCACCCUAAAAGCCAUCAACCCCAUCAAUACCUUUACCAAGUUCCUGCUGGACCACCAGAAGGAGCUAUUUGAGGGUGUGGAAGCCUGAAUCCAGGCCAGCCCACACCAGCACACUGUGCCCACCUUCCCACUUUCUUUCCCACCUCGUCUUGGAGCUGUGACCAAGCUGUCUCCAGUGCAAAGGGACCAUUGAUCCUCUGGGUGAUGAGCAGAGUGAGGGCUGUGGAGAUGGUGGAGAAAGCAUGUAAAUAAGCAAGCAGGGGACCUGCUGCUCCUGAUGGGGAUGGGAGCUGGCCUCCCAGCUGCUGAGUGGAGUCCUAACCCACCUGCCAGUCUGUACAGCUCCUCCAGGGCUCAUCACCAGUCUACUGCCCUAUCAGAUGACCUGCCUUCCUUUCCUUCUUCCCUUACAUGCAGUUUUCCUGUCCUCCUGGUCCCUUCCCCAGCAGAGAGAUUUUUAAUUUAAGCUCCCAGUAGCCCCAGGUCCCCCCUCGUGCCUCAGCUGGGCUGCCUGGGCUGGGGCAGGCUUGUUGGGUUUUGUGGCAGAGAUGUUCUUGCUGUGAGUGCCAUCUCAGCACUGAAUAUGCAUCUUGCCUUUCCCCAGAGGCACCUGAAGCUGGGAAGGGAGCCAGGCAGCCCUUGUGCCUCAGGUAGCAGCGUGCCCUACACUUGCAAACACCACUCCAGACACCGUGGGUUUGGCAGGCAAGUGAAGGACAGGUUCCUGGCACGUGGGCUGGGUGAGCUGUCAGGCUCCAAAAUAAGGAAGCUGCAUUUAGCCCAAACCCCUCUGGAGCCACCCACUCCAUAGAGUGUUCACUGUUUGCUGGGGUGUUGUGGGAGAGGUGCCUCUUACAGUUACCCAGCCCAGGUGUGUUUGUCCUUCUAGCAGCAUUUUCAGCCCAGCUGGGAAGGUUCAUGCCAGAGCUGGCUGUGUGUGGGGGACUGGCUAGGGCUCUUUGCCUGCUGGUGAGUCUGAAGGGCAAGGAGCACAAGUGCCCUGGUGGCACUGAGCUGCUGAACGCUGAGGGUCACUGCCUUUGCCUGCAGCAGCAGCACCAGGCCUCCUCUGCUCUGUCAGGCAUGUGGAUCUGUGCUGACUGGCACAGACUGCCUUGGCCAGCUGUCUUUCCCCAGCACAGGGUAAUGGAGAGCAUGGCCUUGAGGGAGAGCCUAGGGACUGAGGCU